Eimeria tenella is the source of this 1587-nucleotide messenger RNA. RefSeq names its product prolidase, putative. The transcript has 12 exons. Bases 1 to 1587 code for a protein of 528 amino acids. NCBI's taxonomy places the organism in Eukaryota, Apicomplexa, Conoidasida, Eucoccidiorida, Eimeriidae. The record is from RefSeq and is a predicted model, not a curated record. Gene Ontology annotation, molecular function: manganese ion binding; metalloaminopeptidase activity.
AUGGCCUCCGAAUCCCCUCCUACGGACCUGCAUGGCAGGCUGAACGAACUACUGGAAAAGAAUCAUAACAAAAACAAGCCGUGGCUUGGGUGGCCCACUACAUGGGAGGAACUAAGGUUAUCUCAUGACCAAAGUAUUCUAAGGGAGUAUUUAACAAGCCCAGAUAUUCACAGGGAAAAGCUUGAAGAAGUCAGACGGCAGUUUCUGAGGGUUGUAAGCGAGAAUGGUCUUGCAAAGCCGGGGGCGGCAGUUUUCCUUGAAGGAGGAACAACGGAUGAGUGGAUGCUGUACUCUUCUGAUUGCAACAAGGCGGCCUUCAGGCAGGAAGCAUUCUUUCAGCAUUUAGUCGGAGUAAAUGAGCCUGACAUCUAUGCGGCAUUUGUUUUAAACUCACACGAGCUCCUGCUCUUUAUACCAAAGAUUCCGGCAGAUGCCCUCAGGUUCAUGGGUCCUUCGAAAGAUGCGGACUUUUACCGCAGCCGCUAUGCAGUAACAGAUGCUAUUGCGGUGGAAGCGAUCAGCGACGUGGAGGCAGAGCUGCAGAGACGAGGUGUAAGAACGGUCCACGUGUUGAAAGGGGUCAACUCUGACAGCGGAAGGCCUGUGGCACCUCCGAAGGCUCUCAAUAGUUUCUCAUCUUUCACAGUUGACUGCUCGGCUCUUUAUGAUAUUCUUGUGGAGUGCAGACUCCGCAAGACGCCUCUCGAGGCUGAGUACUUGGCCGCUGCCUGCCUAUGCUCAUCCCAAGCCCAUUGUUUUGUUGCACGGAAUAUUCGGUCCGGAAUGGUAGAGGGACAAGCAGAAGCAAUAUUUAAGGCCUACGUUGGUUUUGUAGGGGGCGCCCGACACGUCGCUUAUGAUUGUAUUUGCUGUGCUGGAGAGAACGCAUCCAUCCUCCAUUACGGUCAUGCUGGCCGUCCGAACGACGGAUCUAUUAAAGACAACGAUUUGCUGCUAUUUGAUAUGGGUGGAGAUUACAACGGCUACGCCACGGACAUUACGUUCACGUAUCCUUCCAACGGAAUUUUCACAGAAACUCAAAAGGCGAUAUAUGAUGCAGUACUAGAUGCACAGAAGAGCGUGAUUGAGCGCAUGCGUCCUGGCGUGGAGUGGACGGAGCUUCAUAGAUUAGCAGAGCUUGUUAUUCUUAAACAUCUCAAGUCACUAAGAAUCCUCGCUGGGUCUAUAGAGGACUGUGUAGCCGCCAAUUUGGGGUCUAUCUUCAUGCCGCAUGGUCUGGGUCAUUUUAUGGGUAUGGACACUCAUGAUGUAGGAGGCUUUACUCCAUCUUCUCCCCCUAGUGAUCUCCCCGGUCUCCGAUACCUUCGCACCACCAGGACCUUGGAGGAAGGCAUGUGUAUUACUGUUGAACCAGGAUGCUACUUUGUGGACCACUUAUUGAAGCAAGCUGCCAAGAAUGCUUCCCAAGCGCAUUUAUUGGAUUUCGCGGUCAUUGAGAAAUACAAAUUCGUAGGAGGUGUGCGGCUCGAAGACGAUGUGUUAAUCACCAGAAAUGGCGUCCGCAACUUGACGGUUGUGCCUCGGUCAGUGAGCGAAGUUGAAGAGCUCCUGCGUCUGCGUGUCUAG